UCUUGGAAGAAAUAUGAAAUUCUAUAGUUAAACAUGAACGAAACUACCCCACUCUCCACUUACUCUUGCGCUACUCUCAUGGUCUAUAAAGAUCCGUUUUGCGUCUUAUGAAAUAAUUCUUUCGUGACCGUGAAGUAGAAAACUCUUCUAAAGAUUGGUGUGUUCCUCAAUAUUCAAGAACUAUGGAGUGCAAUAUAAUUCUAGUGACUCUUGUGACACUAUUAGUAGCAGGAUACUUAUAUGUGAAGAAAAAGUUUCAGUAUUGGGAAGCCCGAGGACUCCCUUACGUGAAACCUAAAUUUCCGUUUGGCAUUCUUGGGGGCGUAGGCAGUACUAAGCACUCAAGUGAAGUUUUUACAGCAGCUUAUCAAGAACUCAAAGGCAGAGGACCUUUUGGAGGUGUCUUUUUCUUCACAAAACCCGUUGUUAUGCCUACGGAUUUGGAUCUUCUGAAGAAUAUCUUCAUUAAGGAUUUCCAGUAUUUUUACGAUAGAGGAUUCUAUGUUAAUGAAAAAGAUGAUCCUUUAUCUGGUCAUCUGUUUGCCUUAUCUGGACCACGUUGGAGAAAUUUGAGGAAUAAAUUGAGCCCUACUUUCACAUCAGGAAAAAUGAAGAUGAUGCACAAUACAAUUGUAGCUGUUGCCAUGGAGUUCAGAAAUUAUUUAGAACCAUUUGCCGACAAGAAGGAAGUAAUUGAAAUUAAGGAUAUAAUAUCUCGAUAUACGACUGAUGUUAUCGGUAAUUGUUCCUUUGGAAUUGACUGUAAUAGUUUAAAAGAUCCUGAUACAGAGUUCCGCAGGAUUGGAAAGAGGGUCUUUGAAUUUUCAUCUAUUGAGUUUAUACGGAUAUUCUUCAUGGUAAUGUUCCAAGACUUGAGUCGGUUGAUGAAAAUGAAAAUCAAUAAACCAGAAGUGGCUGAAUUCUUCAUGAGACUCCUCAAAGAAACCACUGAGUAUCGUGAGAGAAACGCAAUAAAGAGGAAUGAUUUCCUCUCACUUUUAAUGCAGAUCAAGAAUACCGGAAAACUUGAAGGUGAUGAUACGGAUUUGGGAAAAAUGACCUUUGAAGAAUUGGCCGCACAAACAUUCCUUUUCUUUAUUGCGGGUUACGAAACCCCUUCAUCUACAAUGACACUUGCUCUUUAUGAACUAGCACUUCAUCAGGAUAUUCAGGACAGAGCCAGAGAGGAAGUCAACGGUAUUUUGAAGAAAUACAACGGAGAAUACACUUACGAAGCCUGUAUGGAAAUGAAGUAUCUGGAUCAGAUAAUCAAUGAGACUCUAAGGAAGCAUCCUAUAGUGGACAACCUAUUUAGAGUUUGCGGUCAGGAUUAUCAAGUCGCUGGUUCACCACAUAUAAUUGAAAGGGGAACUAUAGUUGUUAUUCCAAUUUAUGGAAUUCAUCGUGAUCCAGAAAUCUAUCCCGAACCAGAAAAGUUUGAUCCGGAUAGGUUUGGAGAGGAGAACAUUAGGGACCGUCAUCCUUUUGCCUGGAUUCCUUUUGGUGAGGGCCCUAGGAUUUGCAUCGGAAUGCGAUUCGGUGUUAUGCAAACUAGGAUUGGAUUAGCAUGCUUGCUUUCAAAAUACCGAAUAAAAACGUGUCCUAAGACACCAAUUCCUUUGGUUAUAGAUCCUACCAGUACUGUUAUGGCCCCUAAAGAUGGAAUGUGGUUGGAAAUAGAAAAAAUUUAGUUUUGAUUAACAUAGUAUUAAAAAGGAGUAAAUACUUAAAAAAAAUAACAAAAAAUAUUAAAUUUUUAAUCUCUUCUGUAUUCUUAAAUAAUUACUUGAAAUAAUAAUAAAGAAAUAAUAUAAAAACAUCAGUAAAAUUAUAUUACAUGCGCAUGUAUUUACUAAUUAGCUUUAUUUUCUCACCGUGACUGUUUGAUAUAAGCUUUAACAUGCGUUUAUGUCAAGAAUAGUACCCUACAAUAAUAUUUGAUCGUUUUCUUAAUGAGCACGUAAAAAUAAUACUGAAGUAAUUUUAAAAUUUAAAUAAUUUUGAUUUUCCACUUAAGCUCUGUUCUGGAAAAUUUGCAUAUAAAAUUGAGAUAAUUGAAACAUUUUUUUUAGAGUUUUAUUUUUCUUGUUGUAAAUAAACUAUUCACUUUAUUGUAAAAACAAGACAGAAUAAAGAAAUAUGCAAAAUGUU
This is a messenger RNA of Phlebotomus papatasi, 2151 nucleotides long. RefSeq names its product cytochrome P450 6a9-like. Bases 183 to 1691 code for a protein of 502 amino acids. The transcript is spliced from 2 exons. The record is from RefSeq and is a predicted model, not a curated record. Gene Ontology annotation, molecular function: monooxygenase activity; iron ion binding; heme binding. NCBI's taxonomy places the organism in Eukaryota, Metazoa, Arthropoda, Insecta, Diptera, Psychodidae.